Messenger RNA from Sceloporus undulatus (fence lizard), 1806 nucleotides. Its product is annotated as vomeronasal type-2 receptor 26-like. The transcript is spliced from 5 exons. The record is from RefSeq and is a predicted model, not a curated record. The coding region runs from base 1 to 1806 and encodes 601 amino acids. Lineage: Eukaryota; Metazoa; Chordata; Lepidosauria; Squamata; Phrynosomatidae. Gene Ontology annotation, molecular function: G protein-coupled receptor activity. Gene Ontology annotation, cellular component: membrane. Gene Ontology annotation, biological process: G protein-coupled receptor signaling pathway.
AUGCAAGUGUUUCACUGGUCCCAACCAUUGCAAACCUACAAUAUGUUUUUCUUACCACUACUCAUCGUCUUCAUUCCAUCAUCUCUCACUGUCAGCAUGAGUUUGAACAACAGUGGACACAGACAGCAAGCAAAAGCUCUGCCUCAUGCUUUUAGUCCUGGAGAUGAUAUCGUAAUUGGUGAAUUUGUAUCUAUGGUGUAUGAGGAACUGACUUUACAGACCUUUGUGGAGUUUCCACAUUCUUACAAACGAGCAACUGUCAAGCCAAAAAAUUACCAGUAUGUCCUUGCCUUUGUUUUUGCCAUUCAUGAAAUCAACAACAAUGCCAGGUUGUUACCCAACAUCACACUGGGAUCCCAGAUUUAUGAGAAUGCUUUUAGUCCACUGAUAGCCUCUUGGGCCACUUUGGAUCUGCUUUUCACCUCAGAAGGCAACCCUAUGAAUUAUCUCUGCAAGAGAGAGAAGAAGCUCAUGGCCAUCAUAGGUGGGCUCACCUCCUACAACUCCAUCCAAAUGGCCAACAUCUUAAAUGCAUACAAGAUUCCACAGCUUUGCUCUUUCCUGAGGAACAUUCGCUUUAACAAUAGUGUUGGAGAAGAGAUACAUUUCAAUGAGUAUGGAGACCUGGAAUUUGGAUAUGAUAUUAUCAACAUGAUCACAUUCCCCAACCAAAGCUUCCAGAGAGUCCAAGUUGGGAGAAUGGAUCCCAAAGCUCCUGAUGGAAAGCGGUUCAGCAUUAAUGGAAGUGCCAUUUUGUGGAAUCACGAGUUUCAACAGACAACUCCUCAUGCCACAUGUGUUGACAGCUGUAGCCCUGGUUUCAGCAAGAUUGUCCAGCCAAUGGAGCAAAUUUGUUGCUAUGGAUGUGCUCAGUGCCCUGAAGGGAAGAUUUCACUCUAUUCUAACGCAGAUCAAUGUGAGAAAUGCCCAGAAGAGGAGUAUCCGAACAAAAACCAGACUCAGUGUAUUCCCAAAACUGUGACCUACCUAUCAUACAAUGAACCCUUGGGAGCAACUUUGGCUGGCUGUACCACUUUGUUUUCCACCAUCACCAUUCUAGUGGCCUGGAUUUUCAUUCAUCACCGUCAUACUCCUCUUGUCAAAGCCAACAACUGGAAUAUUACAUGUGUCUUGCUUGCCUCACUUUUACUUUGCCUUCUGUCCUCCUUCCUUUUCGUUGGAAGACCUGGGAAAGUGUCCUGCCUCCUGCGACAAACUAUGUUUAGCAUCGUCUUCUCAACUGCUGUUUCAUCUGUCUUGGCCAAAACCAUUACUGUGGUUUUGGCUUUCAUGGCCACCAAGCCAGGAAACAGAAUGAGGAAAUGGGUUGGAAAUAGACUGGGACUAUCUAUUGUCCUUCUGUGUUCACUAAUUCAAAGUGGGAUCUGUGUUAUAUGGCUGACAACAUGUCCUCCCUUCCCAGAGCUUGACAUGCACUCCCAGAUCAGUGAGAUCAUAGUGCAAUGCAAUGAAGGCUCAGAUGUCAUGUUCUAUAUUGUCCUGGGCUACAUGGGUCUUCUGGCCAUCACCAGCUUCACUGUGGCUUUCUUUGCCAGGAAGUUGCCCGAUAGUUUCAAUGAAGCCAAGCUGAUCACCUUCAGCAUGUUGGUGUUUUGUACUGUUUGGGUCUCUUUUGUCCCUUCCUACCUAAGUACCAAAGGGAAAUACAUGGUGGCUGUGGAGAUCUUCUCCAUCCUGGCUUCCAGUCUUGGUUUACUGGGUUGCAUCUUCCUCCCCAAAAGCUUCUUUAUAAUCCUGAGACCUGAACUAAACAGCAGAGAACAAUUAGUAAGGAAAAAAUUAUGA